Messenger RNA from Gasterosteus aculeatus aculeatus (three-spined stickleback), 2317 nucleotides. It is a transcript of the gene zdhhc23b, whose product is annotated as zDHHC palmitoyltransferase 23b. Gene Ontology annotation, biological process: peptidyl-L-cysteine S-palmitoylation; protein targeting to membrane. Gene Ontology annotation, cellular component: Golgi apparatus; endoplasmic reticulum. Gene Ontology annotation, molecular function: protein-cysteine S-palmitoyltransferase activity. NCBI's taxonomy places the organism in Eukaryota, Metazoa, Chordata, Actinopteri, Perciformes, Gasterosteidae. The record is from RefSeq and is a predicted model, not a curated record.
GCUUCUUUUGUUCACGAGACUUCCGCGGUUACGCCGCUUUCACGUCACGGAGAAAUACUUCCGUUGAGCAGCUUCGGCGGGUUGUAAACCGCCUCAGUCGACAUUUAACGCGGCUCGAAGGCGUCGGCAUGUGGCGGCUCUGUGUUCGCAGGUUGAAAGGCUGUUCAUCAUGAAGAAGCGAGCCAACAAGGUGCCGGAGGAGGAGCAGAACUUGUGCUGCUGCGAGUAUGUGAACCGGUUCGGGGAGCGCAGCCAUGUGGGAGCCUGCUGCUGUGACUGUGAGGACCUGGAUGACGCCUGCGACCGGUUCCUGAAGAGGGAGCCUCAGAAACCCGAAUCCCUGUCACAUGUGGCCGCAGACGUCACGGACCGCCUCCGCGUGCCUUGGCUGUGGGGCGGCGCCCGAAAAGUAGACCUGACCGUCAUCCCUCCUCUUCUCCUCCUGCCGGUCCUUCUGCACGUCGCCGCUCUCCACUACCUGCUCGGCAUGGUGGUCCUGACGGCUCUGCCCGGCCUGGUGCUGUGGUACUACUAUUUCACCCACCGCAAGAAGGGACAGACGCUCUUCUUCCUCAGCCUGGCCCUCUUCUCCCUGGCGUACAUGUACUACUUGUUCGUCACCGAGGUGCUUCCCGACGGGGACGUUGGUCCGGUCCAGCUGGCCGUGGUAACUGUCGGGGUCACGCUCACCCUGGUAGCCCUCGUCCUCACCAAGAGAGGACCCGGCAUCGUGCGGCCGAACCGGGAGGCUGUCCACAGCACGGUGACGUACUACACUCCCGCGGCGGACCGAGACCCCGCCGUCAACGGCGGGAGGCGGGACGUGACCAUGACCGUGGCCAGCCGGGCGGGUUCUCCGGAGGGUUCGGGGGCGGAGCUGAAGGAAGGCGGGCGGAGGAACUGGUGCGCGACGUGCAGGGUGGAGCGCCCCCCGAGGGCGGGACACUGUCGGAUCUGCGGUGUCUGCGUGCUGCGCCUCGACCACCACUGCGUUUGGAUAAACAGCUGCGUGGGGCAGACCAAUCACCGCAGCUUCCUGCUUACGCUCGUCCUCUUCCUGUUGACGUCGCUGUACGGGAUCAGCCUGGUGCUGCAGAGUGUGUGUCCCAAUCAGCACCUCUUCCUUGCCCUGCUCUACUGCCCGGGGGUCUACGAGCAGUCCAGUACUGCACUUCGCUUCACCUGUGCAUGGUACAGCAGUAUUGUGACCUGUGGUCUGCUCCACCUGCUGAUGGUGCAGGUCAUCAACGUCAGUCACAACGUCACCGAGCGCGAGGCCCGCGAGGCCCUGAGGGACAAAACCGCUCGCACCGCCUACUGGGGACUCGUCAUCGACACGGGCGUCUACUCUAAAGGUUUCCGUGGCAACUGGGCCCAGUUUCUGACCAUGAGAGAAAACCCGAAUCCACCCUCUCCUGCCCCAAUAAACCCGGUGUAAGAGGCUGCUUCCCAACCCUGAUAUUGAACCACGAGUCUGCAGCUUGUGGCUGCUGUUCCUGUGCAGGUCCACUGGGUGGCAGCAUGGAGCUUUGCUCUGAUUUCCCCUUCUGGUUGCAGCACUGCUUUUACUCCCGGGUUAAAGUUAUUUAUUUUUGGACACAGCAAUGAAAACUGCAAUAAGAUACAAUCACUUCCAAUGAUGUCACCCACAACGGGCAUCUCCUCUUUGCAGCUGUGCAGACUCACUGACCUCAAAUCACUCGUCACGAGUGUUUCUGUGAAACAAAAAUGGUCUUCUCUGGAUUUCAACAUUGUCUCUGUGUGUCUUCCACAUUCUAGUGUCUUGCUGGGCGUUGUCUAACAAAAGUGUGAGACUGAAUAGUUGCUCUGGUCCCUCGUAAGGACGUGUUCUCUGAGCACGGCGGCAGCAAGCGACAUGACGCCUCAGUGACGCACAAUACACGGGCUGACCAUCUUUUUUAAAAUGCUCCUCCCGCACACUCUGUCCUCCACAAACACCUGCGGCGUUCGCAGAGGAGCGUUCCUAAUUUGACCUUGUGGGUGUCAUGGAUUAUUUAUCACCGAUGAAUGAAACAUCUCAGCACGAGCCAGAUCAUCAUUAAUUAAAGUUCUACAGUUUGUCAUUGCAUUUAACAUGAUGAAUGAUCGGAUGUCCAUGAAUAUAUUAAGUUACUUUUAUUCUCUUAUCUGGUUUAAACGGAAAUCCUGAAUUAUUUAUAAGCAAACACACCAGUUCACAUUAACGUCACCUUGAGAAGUUCGCACUCCGGGACAUUAAAGGACUGAAUCCUAAAAGUUGUAAUGGUCUAGUUGUGUUUGUAUGAAAUUAUUUAUUUGUAUUAAAUGAUUGAGAAUC